AUGACCACCACAGGAGAUACAUCAACCAUGGAUGUCGCGCGCAAAGCCUUCGCUAACAGACGGGAUAGCUUUGUUGUAUAUAUCCAGGAACUGUCGACGGGGGACCCCUUGGGUCAAGAUGUCGGUGCAAUCCAGUACCAGCUGCGACGUAUAGCCCACUCGCUUUCAACGUGGACCGACUAUCAAGGUGAUCCCAAUCAGGCCCCUUGCCCUUGCUUUGCUGACCGGUGCGCCAAGCUCGCAGAAGUUGUCAUAGAAGUCGCUGAUCGGGUCACUAUACAGGACGAGCAGAUCCCGGUCAUGACCAUGAAAAUGUUCAAUAUGCUGGCUAUUCAACUGGGACGACUAACAUUAGACGGUCAUCGUGAGGAGGACGUGUACGCGCUGGGAUUCGAUCGCAUGGCAAGAGAAGAAGACCGUAGGUGGGAGAUCAAAUCCCAGGGACCUGAUGACGGUAGAGCUGCGCUCCUCUUCGGUCUGUGGACUCGUUUGAAUCGGAUCGCGGAGCCCGAUCCCAGUUGCACCUGUGACCUCGGAGUGUCUGCAUGCUCGGGCCAAAGCUUGAUUGGAUGCUAG
Messenger RNA from Penicillium bovifimosum, 576 nucleotides. RefSeq lists its product as uncharacterized. NCBI's taxonomy places the organism in Eukaryota, Fungi, Ascomycota, Eurotiomycetes, Eurotiales, Aspergillaceae. The transcript has a single exon. The coding region runs from base 1 to 576 and encodes 191 amino acids. The record is from RefSeq and is a predicted model, not a curated record.